UUUCACACCCUGAUCUCAUUAACACUGACCGAAGAAGAAGAGCAGGAGGAGGACCGAUAAAGCGGUCAGCUUAUCCUGGGACUCACACCGACCACACCCUGUUUGGAUAUGAUCACUGGGAUUUGCUUCAAUUUAGUUUUACUGCCGUAGAUUAAGAGAGGAGCUGGAACUCCUGUGUUUGUGUUCACGGGCAGACAGACACGCAGACAGUCAGACAGACAGGUACCUGGCUGCAGGGUCCAAAUGGGGAACAGUGCAUUGAAGUCUCACCUGGAAACGUCCCAGAAGACUGGGGUGUUCCAGCUGACAGCAAAGGGACUGCAGGAGUUUCCAGAGGAGCUGCAGAGACUCACCGCUAACCUGCGGACGGUCGAUCUGUCGGGGAACAAGAUUGAGGUUCUUCCUGCCGCCGUGGGAAAUUUCCUGCUGCUCAAGAGUCUGACGAUGAACUCCAACAGACUCACCAGUCUCCCCAGUGAGAUUGGGAAGCUGAAGAAGCUGGAGACUCUGAGUCUCAGUGGGAACCGGAUCGUUCAGCUGCCCUCCACUCUGGGCCAGCUCAAAGCUCUGCGGACCCUCAACCUGUCCGGGAACCAGUUCUUAGAGUUCCCCCCCGGCCUGGGAACCCUGAGGCACCUGGACCUGCUGGACCUGUCCCGCAACCAGAUCAGGAACGUCCCCGCCGCCGUGUCAGAGCUGCAGACCAUCGAGAUCAACCUUAACCAGAACCAGAUCUCGGUGCUGUCGGCGGAGGUGUCUCAGUGUCCCCGUCUGAAGGUCCUCCGUCUGGAGGAGAACUGCCUGGAGCUUUCCUCCAUCCCUGAGUCCAUCCUGGGAGACUCCCAUGUGUCUCUGUUCUCAGUGGAGGGAAAUCUGUUCGAGGUGAAGAACCUCAGAGACCUGGUGGGCUACAACAAGUACAUGGAGCGUUUCACAGCCACCAAGAUGAAGUUCGCCUGAAGAAGCUAGAUGACAAGUCCGAACCUCAGAGCUCCACCUGGUGGCGGAGUCAGCCGAGACACCGCCACCACCGCUGCUUAUUCUUCUGCUGCUAAACAACCACAGCGUCCCCCCCGCAGAGACAGACAGGACGGUCUCUGAGAGCUUCACAUGGGAACAGACGACAUGAAGAAACGGAUUUAACACACGAGAAGAAGAAGAUGUUGGUGAUGGUAAACCUUCACUGUGCUUCCAGUCGACAGCAGAGACCCAGGGACGCGUUCACGUUAACACAACACUGAUGUUUAAUGAUGCUCACUCGUGUCUGUCUCUUUAAAUUAUAGUUUUCUUUAAUGUCAAACUGAAACAUUUCCUCCAGCUUCUCAAUAAUUUAAUAACCUGAGUUGGUUCAAACAGCACGAGUUUGAGAAGACGAAGAAACAAGAGUUUAAGAUGUCCGAUGAAUGUACAAAUGCUGUUUGUCUAAUUUUAGGGGGAAAGAUCCUUUUCAGUUUAUCACUGGUAAAUCUGUGGAGCCUGUUUCCACCAGGGAAAGACCAAAAAUAAAAGAUAAAUUAAAACUCAAACUAUUAAUUAAACAAUUUGAAGUCAUAUUUAUGCAAAAAUACUACAAAACUCUGCUGGUUUUGGGCUGUUGGACGAACUUGAUGUCAAUUUCGAGUGUUAAACUAAAAUAAUAAUCAAGAAUUAGCAGAUGAAAAUAUUUGAUAAUUGAAAAUGAUUAAAAUCGAGAGAUGGGGAAACAAACAACACUAAAAUAUAAAAUAUCAUUAGAUUCACUAAGUAUUAUGAUAUAGUAUAUUUUUUGAAAAUCUAUUGAGAAAUUAUUUAUGAAUAAAAUCAGCAGACAGGAACUUCUGUUCUAAAUUACACAUUUUCAUGUAAAAGUAAAUAUUUCAAAUGAAUAAUUUUACUUAUUUCAGGACAUUUUUAUUUCAUAUUUCCACAUUUAUUUAUUUCAGGAUUAAUUUCAUUGUCAUAUUUAUUUAUUUGUUUAAUAUUGACUUAUGAAGAACAGAUCUGUGAAGAAAUCAGAAUGAAAAGACAAAGUUAACAUUAAAAUAAACAUUUAAAUGACAGAGCUUAGUGUUUAUUAAACAUGUUUACAUGAUAAAUCAGAUUCACACUGUCUGAAUUUAUUUCAUAUGAUUAAUAAUAAUAUUAAUAAAAGCUUUUAUUCUUGUUUCUCAAACGAAGUGUUUUUACAAUUAUUUUGUAAACGUUUUACAAUUUAGUGUUUUAAGAUUUCUGUGCGAUUAACUCAAGGUUAAAUUGACCCAAUAAAUCUCACGGGUGUAUGAUACAAUAUUAAAACAUUCUGUUAAAACUAUUUUAAAGUAAGAGUGUAGGAAUGCAUUUUUAUUUUUCUCCACUUUAUUUUUAUUCUCCUGAUGGAAAUAAGCUCCUAUAAAAACAUUUUAGGAUCUGAAUAUUUACUUAAAUAUUAACUAAAACUACACGCAGAUGUACAAACAUGUUAUAGGAAUAGCUCACUUCCCCCUGCUGGUAUUUAAACAUUGUGUAUUAAUAAACCUUUAACACUUUAAUGUUUCAGACGUCGGGGUUUGAAAUGAUGGUUUCAGCCGAUGUGAUUGUUUCUGAUCUGAGCUCAGUUUGUUCUUCUGAAACCUUUAACGUAGUGAAUAAUGAACAGACUUCUGUCAGAUUAUUGAAGGACAUUGUUUUUAGAUAAUUUCACAUUAACAAACAUUUAACUUAUUAGUUUUAUUUAACAUGUGUUCCUGUCUUUGAUAUUAAACACUAACUCACAUACUUCCUGUCAGCUGCAUGUUUUAAGGACAGUUCCAGUUUAACUCUUGUGCCUCAUGAAUAUUUCUAUCUUUUACAUUUUUAAAUCUUUAUGGGUGUGUUAAUGCAUAUGGCAACAUGCAAGGAUGUAACUUUCUUUUGUUUUUUCAAGAAGUUAUACCUUUAAUAAGUCUAUAAUAAAAGUGUGGAGCCAAAAUACAGACACUCAGACCCUUAAGGACCCAAACGUCCUCUUUGAACUCCAUUAAAACCACGCGUCAUGCUUUUUACUAUAUCAGGCUUUCAAUCUAGAGCCCUGGCUUCAAACUUGUAGUUUUUAUUAUUUUCCUCCUGAUUGAGCCAUUUCCUCACGUUUGCCCUUCGGGGAAAUACAUGCUUUUUUCCUGGUUUCCUGCACAAACAAUAAAAAAUGCAUCAAAAUAAAAGUCCCCCUAGAAAUUAGUACACAGGAAAUAAUUCAAUUUUUGUGUUUUUAUUCUUCAUAAAAACUAACAGUGGCAUUAUGUUAACACACUGGCAUUUAAAGGGUUAAAAUUCUAAUAAUUAAUGAAUAUUUGGGAUUUAUGAUCAAGACUUGAUGUUGGGUAAAAGAUUUAACUUAUUAAUUAAUAAUAAGAAAAUAUUAAUUAUCAUUUUGUGGGAGUUUUUUGAUGCAGACAUCGCGGCAAUGUUUUUAAAGUGAGGCACAAGGGUUACAUUUGCAGUGUUGUGUUUUCUCUAAAUCUGCAUUCUUGUAUUGAAAGCAUGCACGAAAGCUUGUACUAUAAUUAAAGAUAUUUUUUACAUCUGUUGAAAGCA
Cottoperca gobio is the source of this 3528-nucleotide messenger RNA. It is a transcript of the gene lrrc57, whose product is annotated as leucine rich repeat containing 57. The record is from RefSeq and is a predicted model, not a curated record. Gene Ontology annotation, cellular component: cytoplasm. NCBI's taxonomy places the organism in Eukaryota, Metazoa, Chordata, Actinopteri, Perciformes, Bovichtidae. Bases 244 to 960 code for a protein of 238 amino acids. The transcript is spliced from 5 exons. Gene Ontology annotation, molecular function: protein binding.